This is a messenger RNA of Salarias fasciatus (jewelled blenny), 831 nucleotides long. Its product is annotated as E3 ubiquitin-protein ligase RNF182. Lineage: Eukaryota; Metazoa; Chordata; Actinopteri; Blenniiformes; Blenniidae. The record is from RefSeq and is a predicted model, not a curated record. The transcript is spliced from 6 exons. The coding region runs from base 1 to 831 and encodes 276 amino acids.
AUGAGCCAGCUGAAGGUGGAGUCAGGCCCGGAGGUGGAGGCCCAGGUGCAGUCCUGGGCUCAGUCGGUGGUUUACACGCUGGAGGAGUUGGAGUGUAAAAUCUGCUACAAUCGUUACGACACCCGCAGCCGGAAGCCCAAACUGCUGGGCUGUCUGCACCGAGUCUGCGCCAAGUGUCUGAAGAAGAUGGCCGACAUGGGAGAAUCUUCACCGUCUGUCAUCAGCUGCCCGUUCUGCCGCCAUGAGACCCCGGUCCCCGAGGAAGAGGUGUGGCUGAUGGAGGACGACCGGCACAUUUUGGCCGUGUUAUCGUAUCAGGACCGGGCCCGGCGAGGGGGGGGUGGAGGCGGGGGGGAGGUGGUCCUGAGUCCCAGCGCUGUCCAUCCCUCUGCAGGGGCGGGGACGGGGACGGGGGCGGGCCCGGGGGGGUCCGCCGAGGCGUCGCACCGCUCCUCCGACUGCCUGGUCAUCACCAUCAUGGAGCUCCCCGAGGAGUCGCCGUCCUCGGACUCGCUGAGCACGCUGAACGUGGUGGGCCUGUACCGGCCGGCCAGCCUGGACUCGCUGCCCUGCCGCCUGCCGGCGCACAAGUGCCGCGCCUGGACGUCCCGCGGCUUUCCCCGCUGCCUGCUGGGGGCGCUGUGUCUGGUGUACUUCAGCUCGCUGCCUCUGGGGAUCUACCUGCUGAUGAUCGGCCAGCUGUGGCUCGGCGUCCUGCUGGUCAGCCUGGUGCCGUCCACGCUGCUGCUGCUCGUCCUCUACGGCUUCUGCCAGUGUCUCUGCCACGAGCUGAGGGAGGUGCUGGUUGCACGCACGCACAGGCUGCCAUAG